Cladophialophora immunda is the source of this 1815-nucleotide messenger RNA. RefSeq lists its product as uncharacterized. Gene Ontology annotation, molecular function: acetyltransferase activity; lipoic acid binding. NCBI's taxonomy places the organism in Eukaryota, Fungi, Ascomycota, Eurotiomycetes, Chaetothyriales, Herpotrichiellaceae. The record is from RefSeq and is a predicted model, not a curated record. Gene Ontology annotation, cellular component: mitochondrion; cytoplasm. The coding region runs from base 83 to 1597 and encodes 504 amino acids. The transcript has a single exon.
CGAGAAGCCCCCCCAAAAAACCUGGACGAAAAAGAAGGAGUCGCUCGAUGUCUUCUGGACAAUUGACCCUCAGGCUUGCACCAUGAAGUACGUCCCUUCACCACAAGCCCUGCGCUGGCUGCAGACGCUGGCACGGAGCCAAAGCCUGGCUACGCGUCCUGCCCGUCUCCCUCGAACAUACACCCCUUUCCUCCGCGCGGGCGCCAGCAGCAGACACUUCCACGCGACGGCCCAAUUAGACAGGAUAGAAACACACACGCUCUCAGACAUUGGCGAAGGGGUGAAAGAGGUACAGAUCAUCCAGUGGUUCGUGGAAGAGGGGGCCCCGAUCGAGGAAUGGAGCCCGCUGUGCGAGGUGCAGAGCGACAAGGCCUCGGUCGAAAUCACCUCCAAGUACAGCGGUGUGAUCAAGAAGAUCCAUUUCCCGCAGGAUGCCGUCGUGCAGGUGGGUGACGCGAUGCUCGACAUCGAGGUGGAAGGGGAUGAAGACGAACCACAACAAGAGGAGGUGGAACCCCCCGCCGCUCCGGCUCAGGACGAUCCGGGCAAGGUCGCGGCUGAGGAGCAGGCGGCAGAGGGUGGUGGUGACAGAGUCGUUUCGCCCAAGGAGCAAGACACGUCGGCUCCUCCUCCUUCUACUGCAGCGCCCAAAGCACUAGGCAAAUUCGCCUCUCUGGCCACUCCAGCCGUCAGGGGAAUGUUGAAGGAGCACGGAAUCGCGAUUGAAGACAUCACGGGCACAGGCAAGGACGGCCGCGUGUUGAAGGAGGAUGUGCAGCGAUAUCUCGAGCAACGCUCGGCUCAAGCUCCCGCUGCCGCUGCUGUUGCACCCGCAUCAUUUGCACCAUCGAAGCCCAGCAUCGAAACGAAGCAGACCGAGACCGCGCAGAGGCUGACGCCGAUCCAGGCAGCCAUGUUCAAGAGCAUGACGGGAUCCCUGAGCAUCCCGCACUUCCUGUACUCGGACACGAUCGACAUCACAAACCUGGCGUCGAUGCGGAGGCGCUUGAACGCCGCGCGCGACCCGGCGGCGACGACCCCCAAACUCUCGUACCUCCCGUUCAUCGUCAAGGCCGUGUCGCUGGCGAUGACCCAGUACCCGCUGCUGAACGCGCGGCUGGACCUGGCCAGCGACGCCAAGAAGCCGCAGCUGAUGAUGCGGUCGGUGCACAACGUCGGGAUCGCCAUGGACACGCCCAACGGGCUGGUCGUGCCGGUGGUCAAGGCCGUCAACGGGCGGUCCAUCGCGUCCGUCGCGCAGGAGAUCCAGCGGCUGGCGCAGCUCGGGCAGGCGGGCAAGCUCGGCAGCGACGACCUCACCGGCGGCACCAUCACGGUCAGCAACAUCGGCAACAUCGGCGGCGAGGUCGUGGGCCCCGUCAUCAUCGAGGGCCAGCUCGCCAUCAUGGGCAUCGGCAAGGUCAAGACCGUGCCCGUCUUCGCCGAGGACGGCGUGACCGUCAGGCCCGCGCAGACGGUCAACCUGAGCUGGAGCGCGGACCACAGGGUCGUCGACGGCGCCACAAUGGCCCGGAUGGCGCAGGUGGUGCAGAAAUAUCUCGAGGAGCCGGGGACAAUGGUUGUCGAUAUGAGCUAAUAAAAAAAAGGAAUAGAUUAUAUCCUUGAGCUUUUUGGGGGGGUUGAAAACGUCUGUGAUACGUAAAAUAUCUUUUACAACGUUAGUAUUUAAGAUCAAGACGCCGAAGCUCCCACGAGGGCUAAUGUCAUGGUUGUUUCAAGCAAAAUAGUAUGGUAUAUUAUCGGAAAAUGUCUCUAGCUGAUCAACUUGGCGUUCAUGCCCACAAUGCACCGGAC